Ipomoea nil (Japanese morning glory) is the source of this 4182-nucleotide messenger RNA. Its product is annotated as probable ubiquitin-conjugating enzyme E2 24. NCBI's taxonomy places the organism in Eukaryota, Viridiplantae, Streptophyta, Magnoliopsida, Solanales, Convolvulaceae. The coding region runs from base 1362 to 3929 and encodes 855 amino acids. The record is from RefSeq and is a predicted model, not a curated record. The transcript is spliced from 9 exons.
AAGAGAGAGAAAGAAGAGAUACUGUGGUAUAUUCUUUGUACGUGCACCUUUUAUAACUAAAAUCUAAUUAGCUCAUCAACCCAGAAGGCAAACAAAUCCUCCAUUAACGGACACUUUUUCUCCUGCACAAACGCCCACUGUGUGUGUGUGAGAGAGAGAGAGAGAGAGAGAGAGAUUCUUAUGCUGAUAAUGCAAUGUUUUCAAGAUUUGGGAAUGGCUUGAUGAAGGGGAUUUGGGGAGGGUCUUGGCCACCCCUCUGAAUUCCCCAUAUUCUUUCUUAUAUUCUUCCUUGCUGAUCAUCUCCGCAACCCCCCCCAAAAAAAAAAAAAAAAAAAAAAAAAAAAAGUGGGGAAAGUGAAGGAAAUCGCCAGAAAGUCAAAGAAUCUGCGAGAAAGUGGAGAGAAGGUUGGCGAGUUGGCUUGUUUUACUUUCCCAGCUUUUUAGCUACUUUAUGGAGGCUUCUGGGCUGCCAUGGUUUCUCUAAAGAGAAGCUUCUUCCACUUGAAAUGAUCAUUUUCCUACUAGAGGUUGUUUUUCACAAGCACCGUGCAUGGUUUUAAGUAGCCCGAGCUGUUAUUUGAUACAGAGUAUUUGAGAAUAGAAGCGGUUAUUCUGACAAAUUGGCUUCGAACUACAGGAUAUCUCGAGUUAGUUAGCUACCAAGUUUGGUGCUUUCAGAAACUUGUUCCAUUUUGAAGUUUGCUGGCCGGGUUGCUUGAGAAAUGAAAAUCUUUAUGGCAUUUAGAACAUUUUAGGCAAUGGAAACUGGCUCUUUUCUGGUUAUCGAGACCUUAAUCUGAGGCAAAUACAUCUCCUUUGGCAGCGGGUGAACCUGAUUGCUUCAUCGGUUUUUCUUAAGGGAAAACUGGGCAAAUCUCCUUUGGCAAAUGUUGAAAGUCCUCUAGUUGGAUAGUUAUCUUUUUGCGGUUCUUUUAGGUAUUACAUUCCCAGUUCAGCAAAGAAUCGGGUCAUUCAGCAGGGAACUCGGGCUUCAACUUCAAAUUGUGUCAGGAAGAACUCAAUUUGCAUUUCAUACCAGACUCAUUUAAGCUGUGGGAAAGUUCCUUUAGCAUUUUGGAGUCUUUAAGUAGAUUCCAUAAAUACAAAAAAAAAAAAGUCUUUUGGGCAAAUCUCCUUUGGCAAUUUAUCUCCAAAAUUUGGGGACGCUAUCUAGAUCUCUGUUUCACAAGAUCAGAUCGAUCUAGAAAGCAAAUUAUUUAAAAGCAUAUAUAUAAUAUAUUAUCUUGACCGUUUAGCAAAGUUGUGACAACAUCUCUAUCAAUCAAUUUGGAAAAGCUACAAUCAAAAGACAAGGACCUUGAAGUUACACUUGUGGUAUAAAUUGCAGGCUUUUUCACAUUAUGGAUUUGAACUUGAGUGACAUUGAUAGUUUCAGUGAGAGCAGCAACUCUGAGGAUCAGGAUUAUGCUGAACACCUAUUUGGUGGAAAUGCUUAUUCCAUUCUAUCUAGCCUCGAGGAAAGCAUCGAGAAAAUCGAUGAUUUCCUCUCUUUCGAAAGGCUGUUUUCCCAAGGGGACAUAGUUUGUUUAGUAAAGGAUCCAUCUGGUCAGACGGGAAGAGUUGUCAAUGUUGAUCUAGUUGUUGACUUGGAAAACGUUUGUGGACAUAAAAUCCGAGAAGUUAACUCCAAAAAGCUUCAAAAAAUACGUUCAAUGUCGGUGGGGGAUCAUGUAGUGUAUGGACCAUGGCUAGGAAAAAUCGAAAAAGUAGUUGACAGGUUAACGGUCCUGUUCGAUGAUGGUGCUAAGUCUGAGUUCACGACAAUGGGUCCCGAGAAGUUCACACCCGUUUCUCCAGACUUGCUUGAAGAUCCUCAGUAUCCUUUCUAUCCAGGUCAAAGAGUGAUGGUUCAGACUCAACGUGUUCCCGAAUCGACCAAGUGGCUGUGUGGUGCAAGAUAUGAUAAACGAGACCUCGGGACCAUCUGCACUGUAGAUGCUGGAGUUGUGUAUGUCGAGUGGCUCGGUUGUGCAACGAAUCACGACGAGAAGAAAGUAUCUGCUCCUGCACAUUUGCAGGAUUCGAAAAAUUUGACCUUGUUGUCGUGUUUUUCUGGUACAAAGUGGGAGAUUGGUGAUUGGUGCUUAUUUCAGACGAGAAGCCAAGAGGUUCAAGAACUGGCAGUAAUUAUGAGGACAAAGGCGAAAGUCGAUGUUCUGUGGCAGGAUGGUAACAUAACAGCGGGAUUAAGUUCAGAUUCUCUGUUCCCUGUAAAUAUCGUCGAUGCCCAUGACUUUUGGCCCGAUCAGUUUGUGCUGGAAAAGGGAGUUUGCGAUGAUGACUCGAGCAUUUCGAGUCUCCAUAGAUGGGGCGUAGUCAAAUCCGUGGAUGCAAAGGAGCGGACCGUGAAGGUGAAAUGGAGUACUUUUCAUGCCAACGAACUUAAUUUUGAUGUUGAAGAAACUGUGAGCGCUUACGAAUUGAUGGACCACCCGGACUUCCCGUACUGUGUUGGUGACGCUGUGUUUCGUAACAAUCUCCCGUGCAAUGAUUACUCAUCGAGCAUUGGUAUAAUUGUUGGCUUCGAGGAUGGAAAGGUUAAAGUGAAAUGGGCUACUGGUGCUAUAAGCAUGGUUGCUCCAUAUGAGAUCUACCAUAUAGAUAAAUCCAAAGAUGCAUCAACCACUAUCAUACCUUACGGUGAAAAUCUUGAGCAAUCAAAUGUGGAAGUGAAUUUGCAUGGCGAUCAAUUUUCAAGAGACGAAGGAAAGGAUUCAUUGGAUUUUGAUGGCAAUGGUAUAAGUUGCGAAGAGAAACCCUUGGCCUCGGGUUCCUGUUCCCUUUCCCAAGCUGCUAUUAGACUUUUCUCGAGUAUCGGUUCGAGUCUGUUCAGUUCCUUGAGUACAUCCCUGUUUGGUGGAUACCAGCAUAUAUCCCAGGAGAAAAACCCAGAGAUUCUCGAUGAGGAAACUGUACUGCAUUGCACUCUGGACACUGAUCCUCCACCUCCAGCUGUUACAGACUCGAAGAAAUCUGGAGAAGGAAAUUCGGAGCAAGUGAUGGAAGAAGCUGAGCUAAAAAACGGGGAUGCACCCUCGACUAGUAGCAAGCUGCCAGAAAACUUCAGGCAGUUUGACAUGGUUAACGAUUGCUCAGACCACCAUUUUGUCGAUGGAACUGGAAAGGAUGUACAGUCAUCCCAGGUGAAAAGAGGUUGGAUGAAGCGGGUCCAGCAAGAAUGGAACAUUUUGGAGCACGAUCUUCCUGACACAAUCUAUGUGCGUGUCUAUGAAGAGAGAAUGGAUUUGCUUCGUGCUGCUGUUGUUGGCGCUCCCGGAACCCCAUAUCACGAUGGGUUGUUCUUCUUCGAUAUCUGCUUUCCUCCAGAGUAUCCACACGAGCCACCUAUGGUCUACUACCAUUCUGGUGGGCUUCGUGUGAAUCCCAAUUUGUACGAGUCUGGGAAGGUGUGCCUCAGUCUCUUGAAUACGUGGACAGGCUCUGGGAACGAAGUUUGGAACCCGAAAAGUUCCACGAUUUUACAAGUGCUCCUCUCGCUUCAAGCUCUCGUGCUGAACGAGAAGCCUUACUUCAACGAGGCAGGGUACGAUACGCAGAUUGGCAAAGCAGAUGGCGAGAAGAACUCUGUCAGCUAUAACGAGAACGCCUAUCUGGUUACCUGCAAGUCCAUGCUAUACUUACUACGCAAACCACCCAAGCAUUUCGAAGCACUCAUCGAAGAACACUUCAGCAAGCGGGGCGAGCAUAUUCUGUUGGCUUGCAAGGCCUAUAUGGGUGGGGCUCCUGUGGGUUCUGCAUUAUCCGGGCGCCUCAACUCUGAUCAAGAACCGAUCAAAGGAAGCUCUAAAGGAUUCAAGAUCAUGCUUGCCAAGCUUUUCCCUCAACUCGUGGAGGCGUUUUCUGAUAAAGGUAUUGAUUGCAGCCAAUUCUUGAACCCCAGUGAGUGAAUGAGAAUCAUACACCUCUGGGAAAAAAAUCAAUGAUACCAUAUACAAUACAAUAAGAAGCAGCAUAGUAUCUGCUACUAUGGUGUGAUAUUCUGUGUUAAUAUACUGUGUGUUGUGUAAUAGUAUUAUUAGUGUCUGAGAAGGAAGGAGUGUGAAAAUGUGUUGUAUGCAGUUGUCUCUGUAAUAUAUGAUUGCUUUAAAUAAGUGAAUGAAUAACAUGUAGCUUUGUGUGGUAGGCUUAAAGACUUUUAAA